Molecule: messenger RNA, 3816 nt
Organism: Gopherus flavomarginatus (Mexican gopher tortoise)
Lineage: Eukaryota; Metazoa; Chordata; Testudines; Testudinidae
Gene: STAT2
Product: signal transducer and activator of transcription 2
Exons: 24
Coding region: 464-3286 (940 amino acids)
Biological process (GO): response to peptide hormone; regulation of cell population proliferation; defense response
Molecular function (GO): DNA-binding transcription factor activity, RNA polymerase II-specific; RNA polymerase II cis-regulatory region sequence-specific DNA binding
Source: RefSeq, a predicted model, not a curated record
GGGGUAGGGUAUCUGGGGGGAUGGUUUCAGUGCCAACUGAUGAGCUUUCAGCACCAGCGAAAGCCUCCCUCCCCUGGCCCCAGGUGUGUGAGGGGGGCUGCGUAUCAUGGUGCCCUCCCCCACGGGGCAGGAGCCUCCUGGCCAAUGUCACCCCCACGCUCCCUUCCCGAACCCCUGUGGGACGGGACUGCCAUGGCGGGUGAGGGUGCCUUGGCGUGACAGGGGCAAGGUUGUGCAGCUCUGGGCAGUGGCUGGCACCCACUGCCCCCUGGUGCGUAAGGCCCUGAGCAGAGCAGGAGCUAAGAAAAGUGCCCCCCACCCCACCCCACCGCCCGUUCAGGGAACUGACUCGAGUUCAGUUUCCUUCUCCCCCGGGUUUCUGGUGAUGCGGGCGGCAGCUGGCGACGCUGCCCGGCUCUGCCUGUGCACGAGGGGGAGCUGAGACGCCGGGGACGGCCCCACCAUGGCCCAGUGGCAGGAGGUCCAGCAGCUGGAGAAAGCCUACCUGGAGCAGGUGCACAGGCUGUACUCGGAGGACCACCUGCCCAUGGAGGUGCGGCAGUACCUGGCCCCCUGGCUUGAAGACCAGAACUGGAACCGGGCAGCCGAGCCCCCCGCGGCCGAGCCCCACUCUUCCCAGGCCCACAUGCUCUUCCACACCCUGCUGGCCCUGCUGGACGACCAGUACAGCCGCUUCGGGGCCGGCGAGAACGACUUCGUGCUCAAGCACAACCUGCGGAAAUCCAAGCUGAACUUGCAGGCCAGGUACCAGGAGUGCCCGGAGCAGCUGGCCAACGUCAUUGCCAACCUGCUGCGGGAGGAGAAGGCCAUUCUGAGCAGAGGGCUCGCGGCCCAGCAGGCCGCAGCUCAGCCGCCGGCCAGUGCCCCCAUGGAGACGGACCGGCAGCAGAAGAUCGGGCGGCGCCUUGGGGAGGCCAAGGCAGCGGUGCAGGAGCUGGAUCGCGAAGUGCGCCACCUAGAGGAGCUGCAGGACACCUUCGACUUCCGCUAUAAGCUGCACCUGAUGGUUGCGAACGGCGCUCCCCCCAGCCCCGACCUGGCCCGCCAGACGGAACAGCUGCAGGCCAUGCUGAACAACCUGGACCGGAGCCGCAAGUGUCUCUGGCAGGACAUUCUGGCCUGGGCGCAGGAGCUGCUGGGCCGUUGCGAGACGCUGCGGGAUUUCCUGCUGGAGGAGCUGGCCGAGUGGAAGGACCGGCAACGGAGGGCCUGCAUCGGGGCAGCCUGCGACACCAGCCUGAGCUGCCUGGAGACCUGGUUCACGGGGGCGGCCGAGGUGCUUUUCCAGCUCUGGCGCCUCCUGCGAGCCCUGGGUGACCAGCACGUCAAACUCACCUACCUGCACGACCCCCUGGCAGCACAGCGACCCCUGCUGGAGAGCCGGCUGCAGGAGCAGCUCUCCUGCCUCCUGAGGAGUGCCUUUGUGGUGGAAAUCCAGCCCAUCAUGCCAUUCCCCAACCGGAGACCUCUGGUACUGAAAACUGGCAGCAAAUUCUCCGUCCGCGCCAGGCUCCUGGUCAAGCUGCAGGAUCGAAGCCAUCGACUGGAGGUGAAAAUCAUCCUCGACCAGCAUCCCCCUGACGUGAAAGGCUUCCGGAAGUUCAACAUCCUGACGUCCACCAGCAAGACGCUGGUCCAGGACGAUCCGCAGAUGGAGGGGCUGGUCUGCGACUUCCGGCACAUAUCGCUGAAGGACCAGAGGGCCGGGGCCUCGGGCAAAGGCAGCAAAGGUGCCAGCGAGGGCCUGCUUGCCGUCACGGAGGAGCUGCACCUCAUCACGUUCACACUGGACUAUAAGUACCAGGAGCUGGCACUGGAGCUGCAGACAUCCACCCUGCCUGUGGUGAUCAUCUCCAGCAACAACCAGUUCUCCUGCGCCUGGGCCUCCGUGCUCUGGUUCAACAUGCUCAGCCCAGACCCCAAGAACCUGCUGUUCUUCUCCGCGCCGCCGGCCGCCUCCUGGGCCCAGCUGGCCGAGGUGCUGAGCUGGCAGUUCUCAGCCGCCACCGAGCGCGGGCUGGACAAGGAGCAGCUGCACAUGCUGGCGGAAAAGCUCUUUGGGCCGGAAGCCACCCCCGCCAGCACUCUGACCUGGGCCAAGUUUGCCAAGCCUCUCGCCUCCUCUCUGCUGCAGGACAACCCGCCCACCUUCUCCUUCUGGACCUGGCUGGACGGGAUCCUGAACCUGAUCCGAGACCACCUGGCCCAGCUCUGGAAGGAUGGGCACAUCAUGGGCUUCGUGAGCCGCAAGCGGGAGCGGCAGCUGCUGAAGAGAAAGCAGAUGGGCACCUUCCUGCUGCGUUUCAGCCAGAGCAGCCGUGAGGGCGGCAUCACCUGCAGCUGGGUGGAGCCCGGGGAGAAAGGUCAGCCCAAGGUCCGUUCUGUGGAGCCCUACACAAAGGUGGAGCUGACGUCGCUGCCGCUGCCUGACAUCAUCCAUGACUACCAGCUGGUGGCCGCUGAGAACAUCCCCGAGAACCCCCUCAAGUUUCUGUACCCCAGCACGCCCCGGGACGAGGCCUUUGGGAAGUACUACACCGAGAGGAGGGAAGUGGACCUGCUGGAGCAGAGGAAGUACCUGAACCGGAGACUGAUCCGAGUGUCCUCCAGGCAGCCACAUGAGCCCUGGCUCCCGGAGAACAUGGUAGCGGCACCUCCUGCAGCCGAGGGGCUGGCAGCCAGUCACCUGGAGCCGCUGGAGCCGGGGGCCAGUCACCUGGAGCCGCUGGAGCCGGGGGCCAGUCACCUGGAGCCGCUGGAGCCGGGGGCCAGUCACCUGGAGCCGCUGGAGCCGGGGGCCUAUGGACUGGAGCCAGGGGCCUGUGGGCUGGAGGCACUGGGAUUGGGGGCUUAUGAACUGGAGUCACUGGAAGCAGGGGCCAAUUACCUGGAGGCACUGGAGCCAGGGGCCUAUGGGCUGGAGGCACUGGGGUUGGGGGCCUAUGGGCUGGAGGUGCUGGAGCCGGGACCCAGUCAGCCGGAGGUGCUGGAGCCGGGACCCGAUCAGCCGGAGGUGCUGGAGCCGGGGGCCAGUCAGCUGGAGUUGCUGGAGCCGGGGGCCAGUACUCAAGAGGUGCUGGAGGCACUAAAGCAGGAACUGGACCUGUUGAGCUUUGAUCAGGCUGGCUCCAACGUGCUUCGAGGCGGAGACCCCUACCUGCCCCCGCCAGCCGAUGUGCCCCCCCCUGUGCUGCCUGGCAGCGCCUUGUUCGUGGGGGCCAAUGACCUCCCCCCACUCCACGUCGACUCCAAGGACUUCCAGUGACAGCGUCUGCCCCUUGCUGGGGGGGCUCAGAGGCCGGGGCCUGUUCCCCAGGCCCCCCUGUGUAUUGGGGGUGGCCCUGGCUUUACCCUCUCCCUGUCUUCCGGGUAGGCCCUGGGCCAUCUGUGGUCCCUGGAGCCUGGAGCGGGGGGUUCUCGAGCUUUCCUGUCCUUAAUGGUGGAGGUGCAGGUGGCUCCCCCGGGGGUGAGACGAACUCUCUCUCUCUCUCUCUCUCUUGUAAAUAAACCUCCCCCCCUAGCUCGCUGUGGUGCUGUUUGGGGGGGGCUCCAUGGUGUCUCCUGGGGGGAUCCCCUGAACUAUUCGUCCCCCUUGUGUGGGGGCCAUGUGCGGGCUGCACCUCCUGCUGCCCCGGGGCUGUUGUGCUCUGGCUGGCCACCAGAGGGCACCACACCCUCUCCUACUGUCCGUGCCCUUCUCCCUUUCCCCCCAGGGGUUGCGGGGGGGGGUCCCCCCACCUGGAGGGGAGCCCCUGGGCCUUCGCCCAAGCGGAACUCUGCUCCCCCCAGGCCAGG